Messenger RNA from Melampsora larici-populina 98AG31, 1155 nucleotides. RefSeq lists its product as uncharacterized. Lineage: Eukaryota; Fungi; Basidiomycota; Pucciniomycetes; Pucciniales; Melampsoraceae. The transcript is spliced from 3 exons. Bases 1 to 1155 code for a protein of 384 amino acids. The record is from RefSeq and is a predicted model, not a curated record.
AUGAAUCACAAUUCAAAGAACCAAUUCAAGAUGGGUUCAUCAAUUCAAAUUAGCUCACAUGACAGAAAACCCUCGAAGAAAUUCACGACUAUCAAUCAAAACAAUCGAACUGGAAGUAGCACCACCACAUUACUGAAUAGUUUUCAAGAUCAACUUAAUAUUAAUAAUGCGAAUGGAAAUCAUCAUUUACGCCCGAAUCCAAUGUCCUUAGUCCCAUCACCUUCAAGGGGAAUGAGUCAUGAACCGGAGCAUUUACAAAAACUAGAUCUCACAAAUCACGACUUUCAACUAAGAUACUUUGCCGAAUGGAUCCAACCCAAGAUCUCAGCACAUCGUCAUUCGUUCCCUAAUCAAUUAGCUAUCAACAUCCAACGUUCUCGUUUCGUGCCUACUAAUACACCCGACAAUUCAAUCACUGACCAACUUACAAGUCUUGGUACCCUGCUUCGAGAGAUUCGGAAGCUUAGGGAAGGUAUCCUUGCUAGUCAUCGGACCGAUGAGUUUGCGAUCCAAAUUUAUGAACUGAGUGCUGAACUAGCGCUAGAAUCAUGUGAUUUCCAACAACUCAACUCGCUUCUUCCUCAUCUAAUCUUUAAACUCUACAAAUCUGUCCCUCUCUCUGCUUCAAGAUCUCAGAAUACUUCUACUUCAGAUGAUCAAGACCUACAAGAUCAACAAGACCGUCGAUUGGUCUUCACUUGCGUGCUUUUACUCAUUCCGAUCUGUACAAGAUUAUCUCUAGGACAAUUCCUUCACACCUUUCAAGAGAUUCCUUUACCUCAUCAUUCGAUUUGUAAUCCGUCUACUCAUUCAACCCGAGUUGCUAAUACGAUCAAGAUCUAUACCUCACUCAACCGAAAGAAUUGGGUCCAAUUCAAUCGAAUCACCACACCUCUUCUAUCCAACUUAACCAACCGACUUGAAACCCAUCAAAAUAGUCAAAUAGAUUGGGAUUCAGUUUUACUCUUACACGCUCAGAAACUCGUUCGUGAACAAAUCGUUUGGAAUUCAUUAAGACUUUCUCAUUAUUCGAUUUCAGAUUUGAAUUAUUUAUUGAAAUCUUUAUCUUUUGAUACUUCUCAUCAAUUAGAAGAUUGGUUAAAACUUAAUAAUGUUUAUCGAUUUCAAAAUGGUAAAAUCAAUUUUAAAACUUGA